AAAGCGGAGGCGUUAUUGCGCAGAGAUAGUGCGCACAAAAUUUUUCAGACAUCUGUCACAAUCAGAGUGUAAAAAUUUUGUGAUUAAAAACGUAAUUGUAAUUAUUUUUUUAAUAUUCCAAAAUGUCCUACGCAUACUUAUUUAAAUAUAUAAUCAUUGGAGACACAGGUGUGGGCAAAUCAUGUCUGUUACUACAAUUUACCGACAAGCGCUUUCAACCGGUUCAUGAUUUAACUAUUGGUGUGGAGUUUGGAGCUCGAAUGAUCACCAUCGAUAGCAAACAAAUCAAGCUACAGAUCUGGGACACAGCUGGACAGGAGGCAUUUAGGUCCAUUACGAGAUCGUAUUACAGAGGUGCUGCAGGCGCACUUCUAGUCUACGAUAUUACUAGAAGGGAAACAUUCAACCAUCUUACUACCUGGUUAGAUGAUGCAAGGCAACACUCGAAUUCAAAUAUGGUCAUAAUGUUGAUCGGAAACAAAAGUGAUCUAGAAAGUAGGAGAGAAGUUAUGAAAGAAGAAGGUGAUGCUUUUGCACGAGAACAUGGUCUAGUCUUUAUGGAAACUUCUGCCAAAACAGCUGCUAAUGUUGAGGAAGCUUUUAUCAAUACUGCCAAAGAAAUAUAUGAAAAGAUUCAAGAAGGUGUGUUCGACAUAAACAAUGAGGCUAAUGGUAUCAAAAUAGGACCUCAACAUUCCCCCACCAACCCAUCUUUACCUGGAUCAGGAGGUGCAGGAGGCUCACAAGGCUCAGGAUGUUGCUAAAUUAUAACAAAAUUUUUAUCCAAAGGAUCUGUUCUGAUUGUAUGAACUGUCCUACUUAAGAAUGUGGUUAAGCGCAGAAAUUUACUAUUCAAAUUCUCGGCCUCUAAAAUCUCUUCUCAAUAUAAUGAAGUUUUAUAUAUUGAAAUAUUUAGUUAUAGGCCUUUACGACUUCGAGCCUGCCGAGCUUUGAAUAAUAAAGUAUGUUGGUAUUGGGACUAGAUUUUAAAUUAUAACAUUAGGUCAAACUAAUUAAUAUGAAUUAAAUAAUUUAUUUUAACAUAAAUAUAAUAUUAAUAACAGAAUCUUAUUAAGAAAUGUGAAGUAUUUUUCUGCAUUCAGUAGAAUUUUCUAAGUGCAUUCUGAUUAAAUAGUAUCUCAUCGUUUCUAUAAUUUGAGAAACGAACCAUUGUUGUAAAUAGAUUGAAAAUUAAAUUUUCUAAAAUUAAAUAUCUGUUUACUUAUGCAAUUUUACACUAGCUAUGAAAAUUACAGUUGUUCUACUGUCAAGUGACAAGGGCGAAAAUAUGCAUGCUCAAACUUCUUUAACCCAUCUGACACUCAGAGUAGGUCUCCAUGGUGGCGAUGACCUUCUAAUUAAGCUCAAAUUUCUGCCAAAGCAAGUGACUUUUUUGUUUGUAAACACAAAGAAGUGACACGGGGCCAAAUCUGGAGAGUAAGGUGGAUAGGUGUGAGCCGGUGCGUUGUCAUGGCAGAAGAGCACUUCUGAGCAAUUGUGUAAUGUCGAUGUAGAUCAAUCACAUCCUGUGAAUCACAGAAAAUGUGGCCAUCACCUUUACGGUCCACAGGACAGUCUUCGCUUUCUUUGGAUCAUGUUUCUUCUGGCGAAGUCCACUGUUUCGACUGUUCCUUGACCUCUGGUUGUGUACCAAAUGGUCCAAUCUUCUGAUUGCGUCAACCAUUGCUCCGAAGUGGCCUCACGGUGCGCUUGUAGUACCGGGAGAGCAAAUGAGGCGCCCGUCGUGCCAACAGUUUUCCCAUGCCGAAAAUUUCAUUCAGGAUAUAGACGGAGAGGCAGCGCUGAAAAAUCUCUUUGAAUUUACUAAAGCUAAAUUUUUCACAGUUGAUUCCUGUGAUUGUGUAGAGAAACAUACUGCGGUCGGUCAAGCGAAACAGAACAGGGGUUACUAAGAGGGUAUCAAAGUUGCUUUGCUACGAAGGUAAUUAAAUCCAUUUACUAACGCUGAAAAUCAGUACACACAUUCUAAAUUGAAUAUAAAUAAAAGUUAUUAUAGUCGGUCAGCUGUAUGACGGGACAGAGCCGGUCUGUCGGCCCCAAUGAAUGUACAGGGUUAUUCACUAUAUUUUGACCACCUUGUAAACUGUGUUAUUUACAGAAUUAGAAAAAAAUGUAAAAUACACAAGUUAUUCGAUUUUUUAAUUAUGAUUUUUUGACAUCGUACUAGUGACGUCAUCCAUCUGGGCGUGAUGACGUAAUCGACUAUUUUUUUAAAUGAGAAUGGGGGUCGUGUGCUAGCUCAUUUGAAAGAUUAUUCAAUUCUCUAUACAGUACUAUAAACAUUAAGAUCAUUAUUUAUACAUGGUGUCCAAAAAAAUGUUUGAAUUAUUAAUUAAACAAUUAAUUUAAUUAAAAAAAUACUUUUUUGGACACCCUGUUAAAUUAAUCAUGUUAAUGUUUAUAUUACUGAAUAGGGAAUUGAAUAACCCUUCAAAUGAGCUAGAACUCGACCACUGUUCUCAUUAAAAAAAAUAGUCGAUUACGUCAUCACGCCCAAAUGGAUGACGUCACUAGUACGAUAUAUAUGCCAAAAAAUCAUAAUUUAAAAAUCGAAUAACUUUUGUAUUUUACAUUUUUUUCUAAUUCUGUAAAUAAAGCAGUUUACAAGAGAGUCAAAGUAUAGUGAAUAACCCUGUACAUUCACUGGGGCCGACCGACCGGCUCUGUCCCGUCAUACAGCUGACCGACUAUAAUAACUUUUAUUUAUAUUUAAUUUAGAAUGUGUGUACUGAUUUUCAGCCUUGGUAAAUGGAUUUAAUUACGUUCGUAGGAAAGCAACUUUAAUACCCUCUCAGUAACCCCUGUUCUACGUUUCGUUUGACCGACCGCAGUAUGUUUCUCUACACAAUCACAGUAAUCAACUGUGAAAAAUCUAGCUUUAGUAAAUUCAAAGAGAUUUUUCAGCGCUGCCUCUUGGAAUAAUAUGAUCCACGCUCUCUUUUGAGAUGCCUACUGUUCUCUAGGUUUGCACAUGACGAUUUUUUUAGGUAUUCACUGAUCCAUCAUUCUGUACGUAUUAAUGACAUGUAUUUUCGCAUAUUUUCAUCUCAUGUUAUUAAAAUAUCACAAGUAGGAACAUUCCAUUUUACUAAUAUUUAAUCUAAAUUACAAAAUCGCCCGAUUAUAGUAUGUCUAUGUGGUUUGGAAUAAUAUAGAACGGUAUUUAAGUCAUGCUACUUAAGAAUCUCAAGCAUGGGAAACCGAUAUGAAAUAUAAAGUUUUUACUUUUCAUAUUUACAAGCCCCUUCCCAUUUCAGUUGGCUCAAUGUAGGUUGAAAAGAAAAUUCAAUUUUAGAGAACAAAACCUAAAGUUCAACAUAACCUUUAAGUUUUAAUUCAUCGAACAUUUUUGGGUUUCCAUAAUUAUAGAAUAUAUUUUUUAAAGUAAAGAAAACGAUUAAUUUAACAGAAUAACAACAAAUUAAAAAAAACUAAUAGAAUAUUUAAUAUUAAUAAAAAAUGUGAUUCAAAACUGAAUAACCAUUUUCAAUUUCGUACCAACACGAAACUACAGCUGCAUCAUUAUUCCAGUUCAAUCAGAGAGUGCAGAAAUCACCUCUACCGGUUUCGAAACUUAUUAGUCUCUCAUCAGGAGGCACAUAUGCUGCUCUUUCUGACCCAACUAGGACAAACCCCGGCGUGCAGUCACGGAUUGCAACGAACGAAAUGGCAGGGAUGCCCUAGCGGCAACUGCUAGCAAAAAAACUAAGUUUUCAAUCUUAUAGCACAUAGUACAACAUCCAAAAAUGUGAUUGUUUACGACUGAGUGACAUUCAAAAUUCUUCGAGGCAUAGUUGCUGGCAAAAUGUUGUUUCAUGUUGAGGCAAAAUAUUGAGGAUGUUUCCUCGAUGCUUUUUUUAUUUCGCGCCACAAAGUUUCUAUUAAGGACAGGUUGGGACAUUAGAAACCCAUUCCAGAAGUGAUAUAUUAAAGUAUUUAAUCCAGUUUACUCUUUUUUUGGCGAGAAGACAAAAUCUUCCAUAAUCGGUAUAAGAGAUUCUCUAAAAGCUUCAAAUGUUUGUCCUUAUUUAAAUUCUCAUCGAUAAUAUGCAACUUUUCCACACUCUUAUACGACAUGCUGCCCCAGACCAUGAUAGACACAAGAAGUUUGUCUUUUCUCUUGGGACAGUCAUAAGGAAAAGCUUAACUUUUCAUAAACAUAAUAUAAUUUGUAACAGUUAAACAAUAUAUUGAAUAAUUUAAAUAGGAAAAGUAAAAAACUGUAUUAUUUCAGCUUGCAGAACAGAAACCCCUCUCAAAUUUUAUUCUUUUGACUAUUUCGCCUGAUAAAAAAGAAAUUUUAUUAGUCUCAAGAAUAUUUUAACAUUGUUUUUGUUUUUAUUCCUGCAUAUUCGUAUUAAUUUGUUAAUGGUGUCUCGUCUAAAACCUAUUGUUAACUUACUAAUAGUUUGUGGUCAUAUCAUAAAGGGCACAACAUUAGGCUAUACAAUUUUAGAGUGAGAUAUACUUAAAAUAACAUUACCCCUUUAGUCCAAUUUAGAAAUCUUAGAAAUCCGUGCAAUAAAUACGAAAUAUCAAAAUUGUUCUUUCGGAUGAGCAAAUAUUCUCUACAUCAACAGUUUGGUACACGUAGUUUUGCAAAAUUAAGGAAAUAAAAUCUAGCACUUAACUUUUUUGAAAAUAUGUCACACAGAAACUUUUCUAUCAAAAUAUUUUACUAUUUGGACAAAUUUAGAUGAAGUUGGUAUAAAUAUAAUCGACUAACAAUUUUAAGUUUAAUAUGCCCUACUAAAAUCGUGACGUUAUAUGAGGAGAUGGGGCUUAUAAGUAUUCCCAAAUAAACUUCUGAUAGUAUUUAAAAGUUCAAAACAUGGGGUGCGUUCGGACGACCACAGCGGCUGGACAGCUGAGUAAGCGGUAGCGUUCAGACGACACCGCUUUAAAUCAGCUGCUGAGAGAUUUACUAAUAGUCCAAGAGGCAGCGCUGAAAUUUUUUUUUUAAUUUACUAAAGCUAGGUUUUUCACAGUUGAUUACUGUGAUUGUGUAGAGAAACAUACUGCGGUCGGUCAAACGAAACGUAGAACAGUGGUUACUGAGAGGGUAUCAAAGUUACUUUCCUAAGAAGGUAAUUAAAUUUAUUUACUAAGGCUGAAAAUCAGUACACACAUUAUAAAUUAAAUAUAAAUAAAAGUUAUUAUAGUCGGUCAGCUGUAUGACGGGACAGAGCGGGUCGGUCGGCCCUAGUGAAUGUACAGGAUUAUUCACUAUAUUUUAACCCCCUUUUAACCUCUUUAUUUACAGAAUUAGAAAAAAAAUGUAAAGUACAAAAGUUAUUGUUACGAUUUUUUGACAUAUAUAUCGUACUAGUGACGUCACCCAUUUGGGCGUGAUGACGUCAUCGACUAUUUUUUUAAAUGGGAGUAGGGGUCGAGUGCUAGCUCAUUGGAAAGGUGAUUCAAUUCCCUAUUUAGUAAUAUAAACAUUAACAUGUUUAAUUAUAAAGGGUGUCCAAAAAAAAUUUUUUUAAAUAAAUUAAUUGUUUAAUUAAUAAUUCAAAAAAAAAAUUUUGGACACCCUGUAUAAAUAAUGAUCUUAAUGUUUAUAGCACCGUAUAGAGAGUUGAAUAACCUUUCAAAUGAGCUAGCACACGACCCCUAUUCUCAUUUAAAAAAAUAGUCGAUUACGUCAUCACGCCCAGAUGGAUGACGUUACUAGUACGAUAUAUAUGUCAAAAAAUCAUAAUUAAAAAAUCGAAUAACUUUCGUAUUUUACAUCUUUUUCUAAUUCUGUAAAUAAAGCAGUUUACAAGGGGAUCAAAAUAUAGUGAAUAACCCUGUACAUUCAUUGGGGCCGACCGACCGGCUCUGUCCCGUCAUACAGCUGACCGACUAUAAUAACUUUUAUUUAUAUUCAAUGUAGAAUGUGUGUACUAAUUUUCAGCCUUAGUAAAUGGAUUUAAUUACCUUCAUAGGAAAGCAACUUUGAUACCCUCUCAGUAACCCCUGUUCUACGUUUCGCUUGACCGGCCGCAGUAUGUAUCUCUACACAAUCACAGUAAUGAACUGUGAAAAAUUUAGCUUUAGUAAAUUCAAAGAAAAUUUUCAGCGCUGCCUCUCCAUCUGCAUUCAGUAUACAGUAUUAAAAACUACUGUUGAAGAAAAACAAAUAUUCUUUUUCUCAUGAUCAUCUUUCAGUGCGUCACAGUUUUUCGAUUUCUCUCUAACGCAUUAAAUUGUAUGUGACAGAAAAAAAGGCACGUCUUUGAAUACUUUGGUAAUUAUUCUAGUUCGGUGAUUAUUCUAGUUGUCGAUAGAUGGCGCCAUAAUCAAAAAAGAAUUAUUUAUUAAAUAAAAUAAUAAUAUUAUCAAUAUAAUCUGUACAAUUUAUAAGACUAUACAAAUGAAAGAAAAUACCAUUUUAUAAAUGCAAUAGACACAAUUGAUUUUAUUUUAUUCCAAAUUGAAAAUAAAAUUUGACAACUGUCAGAUUUAACUAAAAUGUCACGUUAGAAUAAAUGUCAUAAAUGUGUAUUAUCACGGACUUACGUUUUUUUCUAUAAUUUGUGACGCACUGAAAAAUGUUCAUGAAAAGGAGAAUACCCCAACUAUUUUACUAAUGCAUUUGACUCUGUCGUACUUGAGAAUGCACUGCAGACAAAUAAAUGUUUUCAGUGAUGUCAGAUUUCACAGUUUCGGGUCACUAAAUGAGUGAGUCGAGAUUCAUGAAAUUUUAUAAGACCAAUACCUCAUUUGACGUCAGACGUUAGUAGUCGACUUCAGCGAUAUAGGAAUUAAGCCACAGUACUAAUUAACUACUUAUAAAAUGUAUGCCCAAUACCGGCAUUAAAGUUAUGUGAUUGUAUGGACGUGUUGUAUAUUUAUAUAAUUUUACAUAUACUUAGCAGUCAAAUACAUAUAAUAUAAUUAUUUUUGUUUUUAUGAAUACAUUAAUAUAUAUUUAAAUAGGUUUAUUUUAUUGGUUUCAUGUUUUUGUUGUACAUUUUAUUUAAGGUGUGUUUUCUAGUGCAAAGAAAUAACAAUAUAUUCUUCAUUAAAA
Diabrotica virgifera virgifera (western corn rootworm) is the source of this 7039-nucleotide messenger RNA. RefSeq names its product ras-related protein Rab-2 (gene Rab2). Bases 123 to 764 code for a protein of 213 amino acids. The record is from RefSeq and is a predicted model, not a curated record. The transcript is spliced from 4 exons. NCBI's taxonomy places the organism in Eukaryota, Metazoa, Arthropoda, Insecta, Coleoptera, Chrysomelidae. Gene Ontology annotation, molecular function: GTP binding; GTPase activity. Gene Ontology annotation, cellular component: Golgi apparatus.